UUUAAAGUUGACUCACGGACAUUUACCGUCUCCAGUUGAAAGAACCGGGACAGCGGACGGCCCGUCGGUAGGAGCGGGAAAGACGACGUGUCCUCACACCGCCGGUGGAAAAAUAAACCUCAGGAAAAGGGACUCCAGAAAUGAUGACCAGGAUGUCUCCAAGUUUCCCCUUGUUCGUUAUGAGCUGCCUCUUUCUAACGGCUGAAUCCCACCAAGGCUCCAUCUCACCUCCACAAAAUCUGUCCCUGCUGUGGAUUGCUCCUUUUGAGGCACAGUUUUCCUGGGAACCACCCCCACAUUCAGUGGAAAACUGCACAUACACCGGGAUUGUUAAAACCAAUGACCAUAAAGGACCAAUCAGAAGUCAAAAUAUAAGUUCACCCUGGCAGCUCAUAAUUUCUAUGGAAGGAGGAUUUCUGGAAUUUUCUUUAAAAAUCGACUGUGGCGUAAACCACUGCCAGACGGCUGUGAAGAACUUCACCUACCCAGAUUUGGUGAAGAAUUUGACGUGCUACAUCUACGGCGCCAAAAAAAGUCACUGCUCCUGGCACCCAGCCAGCCAAGCUCCAGAUCUCAGGUUCUUUUACGGGUUAGUGAAUGAGACUUUCGGGCACACCGAAAAAUUACCCUUAAAAGAGUGCUCAUCUUUCCCAGACGGUGUCCGGAAUUCUUGUGACCUGGAGGCAGACAUAUACCAGUCCAUCUUCAUCUUUUUCAAUGGAACGGUGAACAACAAGGUUGCUAGGAACACCUUCAAGCCCUCGAAUCAUGUGCAACCUCCUCCCCUGAACUGGACAGUCGUUAAAAAUGGGGAUAAGUUCCAUAUUAGCUGGACCCCUCCUGAUAUAGGUGUUUGGAAGUUUACAAUUAGAUACACUGAGUGUAAUGAACAAAAGGUAAGAGAGAUGACUGUACGAUAUUUAGAUGUUUGUCUCCAAUGUCUUUGGAUUGAAGCUGUGUCCUGCUUAGACUCAUUUUCUUGUAUGGGAAUCCAAAGGACACAGUAAUAGGUGUGCCAAUUUGGACUUUAGGAUGAACUGAAUACCUGAUUGUAGUUCUAGCAUUGAGAUGUUUUAUUUCUAUACUUACCUCUAACCCAUCUACAUGAAUUUAUGUGGUUUGAUUCUCUCUUUUCACAAGGUUACUUAAAGCUACUACCAGGAACUUUCAUUUUGUGUUGAAAAUAGGACCCAAAAAAACAUUGCUCAAUGGCGUUAUUAGUGGUCAAAGACUCCACAAAGAGUGGUGACCCUUAAGCAAAAACAAAUCAAAAAUCCAAUUGACCAAUAUUCAGUAUGGCAAUGUCAGUCAAUGGGUCCACCACUUUGUUCCAGACUGAAAUAGCUCAACAACUAUUAGAUGGAUUGAGACUCAUGGUUCCCAGAGGAUGAAGCUUCCUGACUUUGAUGGACCCUUGACUAAUGUCAUGAAUUUCGGUACACAUAUCCAUGGUUCCCAGAGGAUGAAUGCUACCGACUUUUGGCCACCAUGAAGUUAACAUUUGUGGUUUUUCAACAAAUACCUGCAAAACUAAAGACAACAUCAGCCUCAUCUGUAGUUUUCUAUCGUCAUUUGUACCCUAAAAAACUUCAAUCAAGUUUUUGAAUUAAUACCACUUU
Anoplopoma fimbria (sablefish) is the source of this 1619-nucleotide messenger RNA. RefSeq lists its product as uncharacterized. The record is from RefSeq and is a predicted model, not a curated record. The coding region runs from base 141 to 1007 and encodes 288 amino acids. Gene Ontology annotation, molecular function: protein binding. The transcript has 6 exons. Lineage: Eukaryota; Metazoa; Chordata; Actinopteri; Perciformes; Anoplopomatidae.